Closterium sp. Naga37s-1 is the source of this 2040-nucleotide messenger RNA. Lineage: Eukaryota; Viridiplantae; Streptophyta; Zygnematophyceae; Desmidiales; Closteriaceae. The record is from the annotation of a GenBank genome assembly.
AUGCCUUUAGGCAAAAAGCCCAAGAAGCAGCACCCACCUCCGUACAAGUUCGGCGCAAAUGCCGCAACGGCUCCCCUCGCUCCGCCGCAUCUCAACGACCGCCGAUUCCGCUUCGCGUCGAUAGGCUUCAGCCUGGCGCUAUCGCUGUGGCAGCUUCCAGCGAGCAAGGACUGGUCGCAGGACUCGAGCGUCGCGUCGCUGCGCGGUGUCGUGGACCAGGGCAACUGUGCAUCCUCCUGGGCCGUCGCGUCCGCGCAGGCCGUGGAGAUGGCGUACGCGAUACAGAACCCGUCGAGCAGCAGCAUAGCUAACGUGUCGGUGCAGCAGGUUGUGGACUGUGCGGGCGUGGCGACCUCGUGCUCCGCGGGCGGGUGGCCGUCGCUUGCGCUGGACUAUAUGGCGGGCGCGACGGACGACAACGGCGGGGUGGUGGCGGACGACGAUUACCAGUACACGGCCGCGCAGGGCACGUGCGACAACAGCAAGGUGACGGGCGACGCGUCGAGCAUCGGCGUGGUGGCGUUGGAGCAAGCGGACUUCCAGGGGUGGCUGGGGCUCGUGCUCGCCGUGCAGGCGCAACCCGUCGUUGCCUUCGUGCACGCCUCGCACGACUCCUUUCUCCUCUACAAAUCGGGCGUGUACGAGGACAAGGCGUGCGCGAGCGAGAUCGUGGACCACAGCGUGCUGGUGGUGGGGUUCUCGCUCAAGCUCCCGCAGCCGUACCUCAUCAUCCGCAACUCCUGGGGCACCCACUGGGGCAUGCAGGGCUACAUGCGGCUGGCCAUUGCGGGCGGGCCGGGCAUCUGCAACAUCAACACAGUGCCGCCCGUUUACCCCAUCCUCAAGACAUCCAGCCCGUGCAGCGGAGCCAUCAACCCGUGUGGGUCAGGGACGUGCAAUGCGGGGUCAGGGGCGGCGUACACGUGCACGUGCCCCAACAACUUUGUGUCCGUGCCCGGUUUCAACAGCCUCCCCUCAUGCGUGCCCAAGAAGCAGUGCACACUGGGGCCGUUCAACCCGUGUGGCACGGGCACGUGCAUAGACGACAACGCAGGCAGCUACUUCUGCAUCUGCCCGCCGCUCUUCGUCUCCGGUGACAAAGCCAAUGGCAACCCCACCUGCGUGCCUGACCCGAGCCCAUCAGGCGCAGUGUACUUUACCCCGCCCAAGAGCGUGGCGUGCGAGCUCGUGUACGGCAUCAAUGGGCUCACCCGCGCGCAGUUCCUCUCCCUCAACCCCUCCCUGCGCAACAACAUCAAUCCGGCGGUGUGUGACGACAUUCCUGCCAACACGCAGGUGGAGGUCACCCGCCCGUCUUCAGGCGCCAUCAACUGCGCGCUCUUCUACUCCUGGGACACGCUGGACACAUGUGUGGAGGUGGGAGCACUGUUUGGCAUCACCCCUGGCACGUUGGACAACCUCAACCCGGGCGUAGACUGUGUGCUCAACCACCCGCAGCUCACCCAGCAGGUGUGUGUGCGGCAGGGCACGGCGUCAAUAACGCGGUGGUGCACGCAGUGGCACACGCUGCGAGACAAGGACUCGUGCAGGCGCAUCGUCAUCACGUAUAGGAAGAAGCUCUCCCUGCGCCUGCUCUACGAGCUCAACCCUGGGCUGCGCUGCCGCCACCUCUUCCCUCUCACCUCGCUGCUACCCGGCGCCAGCAUGAAGGCCACGGGGCAGCAGCUGUGCGUCGCAGGCACAGCGCCGCAGUCGUACACCGCUGCCACACCGGCAUCGCUCACUCCCGCAAGGAUAACCAGGGAGGAGCAGGAGGAGGAGCAAGCACCUUUGGUACGCACUUCCACACCCGCACGCUCGUGGCUUGCCGGCCGCCUCUACCACCGCAGCGCAUCGCCGCGGCGGCAGCUGGCAACGUCGUGCAGGAAGGCGUACACGGUGGUGCGGGGGGACACGUGUGCGCGCAUCAUCUCCCUCUACUUCCAGAACAGCUCGCGCAAACUGGCGGACCUGAAUAACGGCUAUGUGUGCACCAAUGACCGCCUGUAUGACGGGCUCAGGCUGUGCACGCAGAGGUAG